Messenger RNA from Mollisia scopiformis, 2344 nucleotides. RefSeq lists its product as uncharacterized. Gene Ontology annotation, biological process: vacuolar transport; protein localization to membrane. Lineage: Eukaryota; Fungi; Ascomycota; Leotiomycetes; Helotiales; Mollisiaceae. Gene Ontology annotation, cellular component: fungal-type vacuole membrane; endosome. The transcript has 3 exons. The record is from RefSeq and is a predicted model, not a curated record. Bases 185 to 2137 code for a protein of 650 amino acids.
CCCCUGAUUCACUGCGCGCCGAAGUGCUCUUUGUUACGAAUAGCAAAUCUUCUGUUCUAGACAGCUGUUGAUAUCUUCUUCAUAUUCUAGCAGCGUAUGCUUGUAUCAUUGAAGUGGGCAAGAUCUGCGUGGCUCCUAAUGCUAUUUUGAAGGAUCCCUCGAAAUAUACCACAUACGAUCGAACAUGCGUUUAAGGGAUCUCUCGCCAUCUGCGGCGCUUCUCGCGACCCUCCUCGCAGCUCCAGAGCUAUCUGCUGCCUUCUACCUGCCUGGAGUUGCGCCAACAACAUACAAGCAGGGUGAUACAGUUCCUUUGAACGUCAAUCGUCUUACUCCUGUGGGUUCAAAUACAGAUGGACAGCUACGAUCAGUGGUCUCGUUUGACUACUACCAUCCAGCGUUCCAUUUCUGCCGACCAGACCCUCAACCGGAAUAUGUGUCAGAAAGUCUGGGUAGUAUAUUAUUCGGCGAUCGAAUCAUGACAUCUCCGUUCAAGCUGGAGAUGAUGAAAAACGACACUUGUAAACGACUAUGCGAUCCGGUGAAAUUUGACCAGAGCUCGGCGCAUUUCGUGAACAGAAGGAUAGCACAGGGGUUUGCCUUGAACUGGCUGGUGGAUGGAUUGCCCGCUGGGCAACUGAUCGAGGAUGAGGUUACGAAUACCAAGUUCUAUUCUCAGGGAUUUGCGUUGGGAAGCAGCGACGACAAAGAGAUGCACAUGAAUAAUCAUUACGAUAUCCUGGUCGAUUACCAUGAGUUGACUGGGGACCAAUAUCGUGUAGUUGGAGUGAUUGUGCAACCAAGCUCGAGGAAGACACAGCAAGAGGGUAAUGGAGAGGGCGUCAAUUAUCAAAAUCAUUGUGGAACAGGAGGACCGCCAUUGACCUUGGACGAGAAUGGAGAAACAGAGGUCACUUUCACCUAUAGCGUUUACUGGAUGCCUUCUACUACUGCCUGGGCCACGAGAUGGGACAAGUACCUACAUGUUUUCGACCCCAAGAUCCACUGGUUCUCCCUUAUCAACUCGGCAGUCAUUGUGGUCUUCUUGACCAUUACAGUUGUUUCCAUAUUGCUGCGAGCAUUGAGAAAAGACAUCGCGAGAUACAACCGUCUUGACUCGAUCAACCUCGAUGACUUAUCAGGGACAUCUGCAGCUAUUGAAGACGGAGUGCAAGAGGAUUCUGGAUGGAAGCUGGUUCAUGGAGACGUCUUCCGUACGCCAGGCUCUCCUCUUAUCCUAAGUGUCUUCCUUGGCAAUGGUGCCCAGCUGUUCGUUAUGACUGGCUUCACAAUUGCAUUUGCUCUCCUGGGUUUCUUGUCACCAUCCAACCGCGGCUCCCUCGGAACGAUUAUGGUCCUCCUCUACACUGUUCUAGGAUUCAUUGGCGGAUAUGUUUCGGCACGAGUCUACAAGUCGUUUGGCGGCGAACGUUGGAAGCUCAAUAUUGCUCUCACACCUCUUCUGGUUCCAGGCAUUGUUUUCUCCACAUUCUUCCUGCUCAACCUCUUCCUCUGGGCGAAGGAGUCCUCCGGCGCUGUUCCGUUCACCACAAUGCUCGUUAUAGUCGGUAUUUGGUUCUUGAUAUCCGUUCCCUUAUCCUUCGCCGGAAGCUGGGUUGGUUUCCGUCAACCACCUAUUGCAGCCCCUGUUCGCACCAACCAGAUCCCUCGUCAAAUUCCACCGAGCACUACCUACAUGAGACCAAUUCCAUCCAUGCUUCUCGUGGGAAUCCUUCCUUUCGGGGCUAUCUUUGUCGAGCUUUACUUCAUCAUGUCGUCCAUUUGGUUCAGCAAGGUGUAUUACAUGUUCGGAUUCCUUUUCCUUUGCUAUGGGCUUAUGAUCAUCACGUGCGCGGCUGUCACCGUCUUGAUGGUCUACUUCCUGCUUUGCAGUGAGAAUUAUCAUUGGCACUGGAGAGCAUUCUCGACUGCUGGUGCAUCGGCAGGAUAUGUCUUCUUGAAUGCACUUAUCUAUUGGGUCACAAAGUUGCAACUUGGGGGGCUUGCUGGUAGUGUACUGUACAUUGGAUACAGUGCGCUGAUCUCUUUCCUCUUCUUCAUUCUUACUGGCUCCAUCGGCUUUUUCGCCAGUUGGGCUUUCGUGCAAAAGAUCUACGGAUCUAUCAAAAUUGACUAGAUAAUAUGGUAGGAAAAGGCGAAGCCAUGAGGAUCUAGAUGCAGAGAAGCGUCGAUUCAAGUUUGGGGGAAAAUGUUUAUGUACAAUACUAUGGAUUGCGGCUUUCAAAGAGCAUUUUUGCGUGCACGGUGUGCGAGGCGUCUGCUGGCACUUUCGAUAUGUAUGUUAGGCAAGGCAGCAUGUUAUUGACGAUACAACUAUGCGAAG